Stomoxys calcitrans (stable fly) is the source of this 555-nucleotide messenger RNA. RefSeq lists its product as uncharacterized. NCBI's taxonomy places the organism in Eukaryota, Metazoa, Arthropoda, Insecta, Diptera, Muscidae. The transcript is spliced from 3 exons. The coding region runs from base 1 to 555 and encodes 184 amino acids. The record is from RefSeq and is a predicted model, not a curated record.
AUGUCUACCAAAUAUUUUAUAUUUCUAUGUUUUGUGGUUCCCAAUAUUUUUCACAUUAAUUCCUCCACCAGACGUUUCAGUGUAGAACUAUACAACUGGACUUGCAAAAUAUUUAAUGGCAAUGGCAAAGAGAAUAUUGGAUGUUCAUUUUAUAAAACUGCCACUGAUGACUACAUUUUAAAUGCUCGUUUUUUCUUUGAUCGAGAGUUGACCAAGAGUGCAGAUGUGCGGUUUAAGGUCGACAUUAAACCACAAAAUGCCAAUAAACGUUUAACAUUUUUCGAUUUCAAACUAAACCUUUGCGAUGCUCUAACACAAGGUAUGACGAAUAUCAUUGUCAAGAAUUUAAUUGCUGAAUUGAGAAAGACAAGUAAUAUACCCUAUGAGUGUCCCCUUAGAAAGGAUUAUGAAUACAAAGUGAACAAUUACAGCUUCAAUGCUGAAAUGUUGCCACCAUAUGCACCAUUUUUGAAUUUCACUUAUAGCCUGAUACUCUAUGACGAGGCCCAAUUGUAUGGCAAAUUUCAAUGGAUGGGUGCUCUAAAUUCUAAGUAG